Molecule: messenger RNA, 2647 nt
Organism: Phyllostomus hastatus (greater spear-nosed bat)
Lineage: Eukaryota; Metazoa; Chordata; Mammalia; Chiroptera; Phyllostomidae
Gene: ZNF511
Product: zinc finger protein 511
Exons: 6
Coding region: 1-783 (260 amino acids)
Source: RefSeq, a predicted model, not a curated record
AUGCAGCUGCCGCCCGCGCUGCACGCCCGCCUAGUGGCGGGCCCCGGGGCGGCGGAGCCGCUGCCCGUGGAGCGGGACCCUGCCGCCGGGGCCACACCCUUCCGCUUCGCGGCGCGCUUGGUGCGCUUCCCGCGGGAGCACGAGUUCUUCGAGGAUGGGGACGUGCAGCGGCACCUGUACCUCCAGGACGUGCUCACACAGGUGGCCGAGGCGCCGGAGAGGCCCAGGGUGCCCGAGUUCGCCUGUCAGGUGGCGGGCUGCUGCCAGGUCUUCGACACCCUGGAGGACUUCGAGCACCACUACCACACCCAGCACAGAAACACGUGCUCCUUUUGCAAGCGGGCCUUCCCCUCGGGACACCUGCUGGACAUCCACAUCCUGGAGUGGCACGACUCCCUCUUCCAGAUCCUGUCGGAGAGGCAGGACAUGUAUCAGUGCUUGGUGGAAGGCUGCACGGAGAAGUUCAAGACCAGCAAAGACAGGAAGGAUCACCUGGUGCGACGUCACCUCUACCCUGCGGACUUCCGGUUUGACAAACCGAAGGAAGGCAGAGGCCCAGCCACACCCACAGCCUCCUUGCAUGUGUCGGCGGGAGCCCCCGGGGACAUCGGGAAGCAGUCGGAAGGGGAUGCCAUGGAAGUCUGCUCCGAACACACGCUGCCCCCCACAGAGCUCACGGGUGAGAGGCGGGCCUACAGCCGCAGAAUACCUCCUACCAUCUGUUUUGGUCACGGCGCAUCACGCGGGUUUAAAAGCAGCAAGAAAAGAAACAAGCACCAGUGACGGCCGACGCCGAGGGGGCACUGGCAGGGGGCGGGACCGGCACCCUCGGUGGACCUGGAGUCAGUAGGGAACUUUGUCUCUCGCCUACUCGUGUGGCCGCCCGAGCACCAGACCUCUGCCACCUCCGUGUCUCGGUCCCUGAGCGAGUGGCCAGGUGGCAGCAGCAGCAGCCAGCGUCAGCAGUGAGAGACCGCGGUUCCAGGGCUGGCCCUGACCUGUGCUCCAGCCCACCUCCCUCUGGGGGCCAGCCCCCAGAGGCCCUUCCGAAGCACGCGGUGUCUGAGGACGGUCCCCAGCCGUCCCUUCCGUGCUGUGGGACUCGACUGGGGACGGGCAGCGAUCACACGCGAGCACUUGGUUUCCAGCGUUCGGUCGUCACGAAGACGUACCAUGAAGUCUUGGCACCUCUGGUGGGCGGAGCCGGGGCAGCACCCACUGCCCGGCAGGUCCUGGGUCAGCCUGCCCCGCAGUGCGAGCGGGCCCUGCUCUGGGGCGGCCUGGGGUGGGCGGCCCGUGCUGCAGGAGGAGCGCCAACCGGGGCGGCCUCCCCGAGGAGGGGCAGCGCCAGGUGGGAGGCAGCGGCCGGCAUCUUCCUGGCAGGAGCAGAGCAGAGCCCAGGCCCCCGUGUGGACUCCAGAGUGUGGACAGAGACAAUGGUCAGCGCUGUUUCGAUCACAUAAGUGUUGUUGGCCCGACAGGGUGGGGCUCCGGCGGGGCCUCCCCCAGAUGCCUCGUCCCCAGCAGGUAUGGACCUGGGGUGCUUCCAUGCUGGCUGUGGCCCCCGACUCGGGCUGGGCCAGCAGCAGAGGGUGCCCCCUCCCCGCUCACCUCCACUCACUCUCGUCCUGGCUCUGGGUUCAGCCACGGGCAGCUGCCCAGCUCUGACAGCCACCCCCGCAGCCCUGGGAGGCCUGGGGUGGGGGGGGGGCGGUCUCAGAUAGUGUCACGUCACAGGGCGACGCCACACGCUGGAAACACCUGCUGGGCUGCCCGGUGCUGGGAGAAAGGGCGAAGCCUCAAGUGCAGGUGCUCGUGGUGGGAGAGAGCCCACAACGCUUCUCCUGAUGGACGGUGGCCGCCUUCGUGAGGCUCACGCCGGGGCUGCCGGGUCCCGUCCUUGAGAAGGGGCUAACCCGCGGGAGCCCUGCUUACCCACCCCCCCCACAGACCCACCCCCACCCCCAGCCCCGGGGUCUGCGGCUCUAGGCCAGCACGCCAGCCUUCCUGCAGCCGUGCGUCCUACCAACCCUCGCGUCCCCGUGCGCCGCCACGGAGGCCUGUGUGUGACGAUCUCUGGGGGCUGUCGGUCCCAUGUGCCCACCCCAGCGGCACCCUGCCUAGAAGGCGGCUUGUUCUCGUCUCGGUUUUCUUCUGGAACACGGAACGUGAAACUCCAUGUGCGGGUGUUGCUGACGAAUGGGAGAGCCGCCAGCGUGACGGGUUCUGAGGAGCUGCUCCUGGUGGGAAGCGUGGCAGCCACGCCUGGUUUUACCUGAAACAGCCAGCGUCUGACGUCUGGUUGGCCGGGCCUGUCAGGUGGCUGCAUGUCCCUACCUGCCGUGUGAGGUCGCACCAGGAGGGGGACGCAGCGCCGGUGGGCGCUGGCUCACGGUGCGGCUCCAGCAGCGGGUCUGGGUGCCUCCCGGGCCGGCACCAGCCUCGGGGCCGGCCACCUCCUGCAGGGCCGUGGGCAGACGCGCUGCCCUCGUCCCGCCUCUUCCCUUCCCUCCCUUUCCGUGCCUUGUUCCCGUGAGGUGAGCUUCUCUCGUUGUUUCUUGGGGAAGCUAGACACUCCCUGGUUAUUACUCGAGUAGUUCUCCCCACAAAUGUUAGCGUUACUAACAUUAAAACGUUACUUCCCUUG